GGUUGGGUAGUGGUUGAGAAACGCUUCCCAUCUUAACGUUUCAUUAAAAAUAGCAGCGUUUAAACAAAAAAAAAUUCAGAUUAUUUUCAGAUAUUCAUUUUCUGGAAAAAAAAAUCAAGAAAAUCUUUGUGGCGUCAUCUGCUUAACAAACUAAGAGAACAUUGAGCAGCCUGCAACUCCAACUUCUUCCUGAUAAUUUGGAGAGAUCUUUAUACCGUCAUUUGAAAUCAAAUACUACUCCUAUCUAUAUAUAACGACAGUAGCUACAAAAUUCCCAUUGUAUUGAUCAAGUUUCCUCAGAGUUUGAAUUGGAGUCUUCACACUGAUCAUCAAGGAUACAACUUAUUCAUCUUCUUUCCAAUACGAGAUGCCUCCAUCUAGUAACAAGGAGGGGACGAAAGAGGUAUUUAAGUGGAGCGAAGAAGAGACAAUCAUUUUAUGUGACAUUUGUCUUCUUUUUAUUAAGAACAACGGCCGAAGUACAUUUUACAAGUGGAAGGAUAUUCAAAUAGAUGUCGAAAAAAAAAUCGAGCGCGAUUUUAAUAAUUUGCAAACCUGCAAGAACAAAUAUGACACAAUGAGAAAAGAUUGGAUUAAAUGGAAAUCACUAAAAUCAUCGGAAACUGGUUUAGGAUGGGAUCCGAUUUCUGGAAAAAUUGAUGCUACGGACGAAUGGUGGCAAAGAAAAAUCAAGGAGAAUCCAGACUUCAAAAAGUUUCGACACAGGGGUGUUAGCUUAGAAUUGGAGAAAAAAUGGGAAGAAUUAUUUGGAGAUUCAUAUGCAUCAGGAGAAAAUGUCUAUGUACCCUCUAUGGACCCCAUUGAAGAUCUUACCGUAGAACCUGAAAAUUCGGAGGGGGAAGAUAUUGAAAGUCUUGGAGCUGAUACUUAUUUAGGAAAUUCUCAAUUUACUGAUGCUUUAUUGAACGAAGAUAAUUUCUUUCAAAAUUUUGUGGAACAAGCAAAAGGUGAUUCUACUUUAGGUAACUUGGGUAGUAAUUCACAAACGAAUGUUGAAGGUAAAACCAAUGGCAUUCGUGGUUCAAAAAAGGACAAAAAGCAACCUACAACAUCACCAAAUAACGUCCAAAUGAAGCGUAGCAGAAGGCAAUCGGCUGGUUCUUCGAUGUUAGCUAAGGAAAUUAGUGAAAUGACGCAAUGUGUUAAACUAAUGAGCCAAAGUAGUUCAACUACUAAUUCUAGCAUGAAUCCAUCCAUGUUCACAAUCUCUACUGCAAUGAAUAUCAUUAAUCGCAUGAUAGACGAUCAUAUUUUGGAGAAACUUAGUGAUCUAUGGUUUUAUGCUACAAAUUUGAUUGAAAAUGCAACUAAAAGGGAAGUUUUCCUAAGCAUGGAGGAUGAUGAAACUAGGCUUAUAUGGUUACAACGCUUGUAUGAUAAUAAAGACAAUUAGUUUUCUGUAGUAUUUAGUUUUCAUUCGCUUUACUUGUAAUAUAUUUCGAGUUUUGUUACUUGGCAAAUUUGUGGAAUGUUUGUUUCUUAUUUUUUCUCAAUUAAAGAUGGAAUUCAUUUCAUAUUUUAUCAUUCUGAACCUUUAUUAGUGAUAAAUGAAGUUGUGGUUUGCU
This is a messenger RNA of Beta vulgaris subsp. vulgaris (sugar beet), 1586 nucleotides long. RefSeq lists its product as uncharacterized. The coding region runs from base 368 to 1414 and encodes 348 amino acids. The record is from RefSeq and is a predicted model, not a curated record. Lineage: Eukaryota; Viridiplantae; Streptophyta; Magnoliopsida; Caryophyllales; Amaranthaceae. The transcript has 4 exons.